AUGGCACCUAUGUGUUAUAGAAAGCUGACUGUUUUAUUUAAAAGGCUAUCAUCUGCAAAUAAUCUAAUUGAUGAUUUAAUGUCAAUACCUAUGUCGUUGAUAUACAAGAGGAACAUUAACGGCCCAAGCACUGUGCCUUGUGGUACACCAGAUUUUACAUUUACAGAUGAUGAUUCAUCGCCGUCUACUAGUACUUUCUGCUGUCUAGUUGUUAACCAAGACUUCAGCCACCCGUGGAUAACAUAUUCAGAUAUGGCCACCAAGGAAAUAGCAGCAUUCUGUGAUAUUUGCUUAACCAGGGACCUAAAUAAGUUGGCGGAGGAAUUCUGUCCACAAUGUGAAGAGGUUCUUUGUGGAGAUUGUCGAAAUCAUCAUAAGAUAUCGAAAUCGUCAAAAUCACACCAGACAAUCUCUAUAGACAAAUAUAACAAAUUACCAUCGUUCAUCAAGCAAAUAAAGCACACCUGUGAGGAGCAUGACUGCUCCCUUGAAUUUUAUUGCAAAUCUCAUGACUCUCCUUGCUGUAAACUUUGCUUGAUAUCAGGUCAUAAGGAAUGCAAGGAGACUAUUUUCAUUGAGGAUUUUCUAGCACCAUCUUCAAUACACCAGUCAGCAGCUUUAGAUAACAUUGAAAAAAUUCUGAAAAAUCUGGAAAGUAACAUUUCUUCUGCUAUUAAAGACAGAAAUCGAAAUUUGACUGAUUUACGCGAACAGAAGCAGGUGAUUGCAGAACAAAUAAAAGAAAAGCGUCAAGAAAUCAAUACAGUUUUAGAUAAUUUAGAAGAAGCAUUAAUGAAACAGGUAUCUGCAAUUGAAAACGAAUACGGUCGAAAAAUAGAAGGAGUCAUUGCAAAAUUAGAGGAUGAAAAAAAGAAAGUAGACGAAAUUAAAGAAGAUGUUGAUUCUGUCAAAAUGUUUGGAUCCAACUUACAAAUCUUCAUUGGAACAAAGGAAUUCCAAGAUAAAGUUUCAAACAACGAAAUUAACAUCCAAAUGUUGAAGGAUAAUGGUAGCUUAAACAAUGUUACAAUGGUUUGUGUUUUCGAUGAAAAGUUAGAGGGGUUCCUAAAAGAAAUAAAGACAUUUGGUGAUACAAAGUUGAAUAACAGCGAGAAGCAUGUUUCCUUUUCUUGGAAAAGCGAUAAAUCAGCACAACUGUUAAAAUCUAUCACGAGAGCAAAAUCAAUUGAAAAUAUGAACGUCAGGCUUGUACGUACGAUUAACAUAAAUCGCGAUGGUCUUACAGGAUGCACAAUGUCAGAAUCUGGAGAUCUAUUAUUUGUAAUAGAAUACAUGAAUCACUUGCUUAAAUAUUGUCCUAACGGCGAAUUCCAUUCCGAAAUACGUAUCAAUCCUCUGAUGAAAAGGAUCGGAUAUGACCUUGCAAUGGUCGAUUCAAAUACGGUAGCUGUAUCAAGUAGUGGAAAUAAACCAUACACGAUUUAUCUUAUUGAUACUAAUCGAGAAGAAAUCCGUCAAGUAUUCGAUAUAAAUGACUUCUCUUACGGUUUAAGCUAUCACAAUGAAUCAUUUGUUUGUUGCACAUCUAGCAAUGGUAUUAUCAUAUUUGACAGAUCGUAUCAAAAUCCACCGAACGUCCGGAUACUGCCAAAUGUACCCAUAAAGUUAACAAAACACUACGUUACUUCAAAUGAAAAUAGUGUUUUACAUUCCAACUGUAAAGAUAAUUCCGUCGUAAGCUACGACUUCAGUGGGCAGGUACAAUGGAUAUAUUCCGAUUCAAUGCUAAGAAAACCAUAUGGCAUCACUAUGGAUUCUUAUUCAAAUAUUUAUGUUGCUGGGUCUGAAUCAAACAAUAUUGUUGUGAUAUCGAAAGAUGGAAAACAGGCGAAAGAACUAAUUGGAGCUAGUGACGGAAUUUCAAAUCCUCGCGCCAUUUAUUUUCAUAAAACCAAAAACAUACUUCUAGUAACAAACUAUAAGGGAACUGCAUCCCUAUUUGACGUUAUAUGACACAUAUUGAUACAACAUGUUCAAUAUACAA
Messenger RNA from Mytilus trossulus (common blue mussel), 2005 nucleotides. RefSeq lists its product as uncharacterized. The transcript is spliced from 3 exons. Gene Ontology annotation, molecular function: ubiquitin protein ligase activity; zinc ion binding. The coding region runs from base 1 to 1974 and encodes 657 amino acids. NCBI's taxonomy places the organism in Eukaryota, Metazoa, Mollusca, Bivalvia, Mytilida, Mytilidae. The record is from RefSeq and is a predicted model, not a curated record.